ACUGACACAACCCCUGCAUCAUCUUUACCAUCUUCCACGCAGACAUCAUCAACAGUGACACCUCCGGCAACAACUACUACCCAAUCGACAACUGCCACAACUUCCACAUCAUCAUCUACUUCUACGCAGUCAUCAUCAACAGUGACACCUCCUGCAACAACUACUACCAAAGCCACGACUACCACAACCCCCGCAUCAUCAGCUACUUCUACGCAGUCAUCAUCAACAGUGACACCUCCGGCAACACCUACUACCCAAUCGACGACUGCCACAACCACUGCAUCAUCUUUACCAUCUUCCACGCAGUCAUUGUCGACAGUGUCACCUCCUGCAACAACUACUACCCAAUCGACGACUGCCACAACCGCCACAUCAUCAGUUACUUCUGCGCAGUCAUCAUCAACAGUGUCACCUCCAGCAACAACUACUACCCAAGCCACGAAUACCACAACCCCCGUAUCAUCAGCUACUUCUACACAGUCAUCAUCAACAGUGACACCCCCGGCAACAACUACCACCCAAUCGACAACUGCCACAAGUGCCACAUCAUCACCUACUUCUACGCAGUCAUCAUCAACAGUGUCACCUCCGGCAACAACUACUACCCAAGCUACGACUACCACAAGCCCCGCAUCAUCAGCUACUUCUACGCAGUCAUCAUCAUCAGUGACACCUCCUUCAACAACUACUACCCAAGCCACGACUACCACAACCCCAACAUCAUCAGCCUCUUCUACGCACCACGACGGCCACAACCCCUGCAUCAUCAGUUGCUUCUACGCAGUCAUCAUCAACACCACGACUACCACAACCCCCGCAUCAUCAGCUACUUCUACGCAGUCAUCAUCAACAGUGACACCUCCUGCAACAACUACUACCCAAUCGACGACUGCCACAACCCCUGCAGCGUCUUUACCAUCUUCCACGCAAUCAUCGUCAACACUACUUCUACGCAGUCAUCAUCAACAUGACACCUCCGGCAACAACUACAACCCAAUCGACGACUACCACAACCCCCGCAUCAUCAGCUACUUCUACGCAGUCAUCAUCAACACUACUUCUAUGAUGUCAUCGUCAAUGGUGACACCUCCGGCAACAACUACUACGCAAUCGACCACUGCCAUGACCCCUUCAUCAUCCUUACCAUCUUCAACACAAUCAUCAUCAACAGUGACACCUCCGGCAACAACUACUACCCAAUCGACGACGGCCACAACAGCUGCAUCAUCAGUGUCUUCUACGCAGUCAUCAUCAACAGAAACACCUGCGGCAACAACUACUUCCCAAUCGGCCACUGCCACAACCCCUGCAUCACCAAUGACUUCUACGCAGUCAUCGUCAACACUGACACCUCCUGCAACAACCACUGCCCAAUCGACGACUGCUACAACCGUUGCAUCAACUUUACCGUCUUCUUUACCAUCUUCCACGCAAUCAUCGUCAACAGUGACACCUCCGGUACAGCUUGUGUUGUGA
Haliotis rubra (blacklip abalone) is the source of this 1476-nucleotide messenger RNA. Its product is annotated as flocculation protein FLO11-like. The transcript has 7 exons. NCBI's taxonomy places the organism in Eukaryota, Metazoa, Mollusca, Gastropoda, Lepetellida, Haliotidae. The record is from RefSeq and is a predicted model, not a curated record. The annotation marks the transcript as partial.